UUGUCCCAUUGCUGAAACUGUUUAAAAGUGAAAGUAACGGCAUUUCAGCGCGGGUCACAUUUGUGUUUAAAAUUCCCACACUUUUUUGUUUGUUUUGGCACUAUUGCCACUAAUAAUAUGUGAUACGAUAGACAAAAUGGCGUCUGUUUCAGAGCAGCUUGUGGAAACAUUGGAUGAACUGGAGCCAGAGAAACUGAAAAGGUUCAAGUGGCAUUUAAAACAACGUGAAUCGGCUUUGUCUGAUAAACUUGAGAAUGCAGACGUCACAGACACUGUGGAUCAGAUGCUGGAGCGUUUUGGAGAAGACGGAGCUGUGAAGAUCACAUGUGACAUCCUGAAGAAGAUGAAACACACGCAGCUGGCUGUACAGUUAGAGACGAAGGAAGUUCACAAUGCUGGGGGUUGUGUUGAUGUCAGUGGUCAAACGGGUGCUGCUGUCAACGCUCCUGUACUCGCCCAUAACAUCAUCUCAGGGCCAGUAACCUUCAACCUCAACACAACCACCGGGCUACAAAAACCCUCAUUGGGCGAGACAUCUGGGAUUCACGCAGGAAAACAAAAGGAAGAUGUCCUGAAACAGCACAAAGCCAACAUGAGGGAGAAAACGGAGCACAUUUUCGAAGGCAAAAAAGAAAAUAAAACCCAACUUAAAAAAGUUUACACGGAGCUGUUUAUAGCGGAAGGAGAUAUUACUGAUGUCAACAAUGAGCAUGAGAUUAUGAAGAUUGACCGAGCUUUCAAAUGCCCCAAAUUUAAAGACACACCAAUCCACUGCAAUGAUAUUUUCCGCUUACUGAAGCAGAAGAGAAACAUUGUGCUCACCAAAGGCAUCGCUGGCAUUGGAAAAACCUUCUCGGUGCACAAGUUCAUUCUGGAUUGGGCUGAAGGAACAGCCAAUCAGGACGUAGACGCCAUGUUCCUGUUUCCCUUCAGAGAGAUGAACUUGAUUAAAGACAAACACAUCAGUUUCCACGAGUUCCUGCUGGAAUUUCAUCCUGAACUGAAAGAAUUGAAGGACGCGACGAUGUUUGAAAGUUGUUCGCUUGCUUUUAUCUUCGACGGACUUGACGAGAGUCGCCUUCCGUUGAGUUUCGACAGCGCGCCACUAACCUGCACCAAUACACAAGCGUCUGUCGAUGCUAUAUUCACAAGUUUAGUCAAAGGCCACCUGCUUCCAUCAUCGCUCAUCUGGAUCACCUCAAGACCAGCGGCGGCCAAUCAGAUUCCUCCAGAGUUUGUAGGUUUGUUCACCGAGGUGCGAGGAUUCAACGACCCGCAGAAGGAGGAAUACUUCAGAAAGAGAAUCGAAAAUAAGACUCACGCUUCUGAAAUUAUCAAACACGUUAAGACGUCUCGUAGUCUCUACAUCAUGUGUCACAUCCCCGUGUUCUGUUGGAUCGCCGCCACCGUGCUCCACGAUAUUCUCGUCAGGAACAACGGGGAGGACAUUCCCACGACGCUCACGGAAAUGUACAUUCACUUUCUGCUGAUUCAGAUGAACAUGAAGAACCAAAAGUACGACGAGAAAAACGUGAGAGAACGUACAAAGCUGCUUGGCUCCAACAGGGAGAUGAUUUUCAAGAUGGCCAAAGUGGCGUUCGAACAGCUGAAGAAAGAAAACGUCAUGUUCUAUGAAGAAGAUCUGCAAGAGUGCGGUAUUGACGUGAGCGAAGACUCGGGGAUGAUCGCCGAGAUCUUUAAGAAAGACUCCGUGCUUCACGAGGUGAAGGUUUAUUACUUCGUACACCUGAGCAUCCAGGAGUUUCUCGCCGCGCUGCACGUGUACGUCUGCUACCAGAACAACGAUAUGGACGACCUCAGUUUGUUCCUCGAGGGUUCGCGUCCCGAGAAAGACCUGCUGUACAUUUUGCUGAGGAAAGCGAUCGAUUACGCGCAGAAAGACGAGAGGGGACAUUACGAUCUCUUCAUCCGCUUCUUGCUGGGCAUUUCUCUCGACUCCAACCAACAACUUCUCACAGGCUUGUUGACGCGCAAGGAGAACAAUAAAAAGUGCAUCGCAAAGACCAUCCAGUACAUCAAGCAAAUGCAAAACAAAGAUAUGUGCAGGGAUAAAUCCAUCAAUCACUUCUUCUGCAUCCUUGAGCUCCAGGACAGAUCUCUGUACCAACAGAUCAAGAAUUAUCUGAAACCGGGGUCGGGUCAAAAGAGGGAGAUCUCCUCCUCAAACUGCUCAGCGCUGGUCUACGUGCUUGUGAUGUCAGAGGAAGUGCUGGAUGACUUUGACGCGAAGAAGUUCAGCACGACGUACGAAGGACGCAGAAGGCUGGUCCCGGCAGUGAGAUGCUGCAGGAGAGCUCUGUUUUCAGACUGCGGACUGACAGAAACUUGCUGUGAAACGCUGGCCUCUGCUCUCCAGAUAGAGAACUGUCCGCUCAUAGAGCUCGACCUCAGUGAUAAUUUCAACCUGGAGGCCGGAGUGAAGACGCUCUGUGCUGGACUGAAGAGUUCAAACUGUAAACUUGAGAUAUUAAGACUGGCCCAGUGUCACCUUGGUCAGGAGUGCUGUGAGUCGCUGGUCUCUGCUCUCAGUAAUGUCUCGUGCCGUCUGAGAGAGCUCGACCUGAGCGGCAAUGACCUCCAGAACUCUGGACUCCAACAUCUCUUACUUGGAAUGGAAAACACAGAAAGAAAGCUUGAAAUUCUGAGACUGAGCUGGUGUAAUCUCACAGAGAAGAGUUGUGAGAUACUCGCCUCGAUUCACUGCUUGAAGUCUCCUCUGAGAGAUCUUGAUGUGAGUAACAAUGAUCUUCAGGAUUCAGGAGUGAAGCUGAUCUCUGAUGCUCUCAACAACACAAACUGUCAUCUACAGAUACUGAGGUUAUCAGGUUGUAUGGUGACAGAUGAAGGAUGUUGUUAUUUGGCUUCAGCUCUGAGUUCAAACCCGUCACACCUGAGAGAACUCGACCUGAGCUACAAUCACCCACAACACUCAGCACUUCAGCUGCUCGCUUAUCAAAGUGAUCCAAACUACACACUCAACAAACUCAAAAUUGAACCUGGAGGUGAGAGCUUCAUCAAGUCAGGGAUAAGAAAGUACGCUCACCACCUCACACUGGAUCCAGAUACAGCACACGUUAAUUUGCUUCUCUCUGACGGUGACAGAAGCGUGACCCACGUCACGGAGAAACAGCCGUAUCCGGAUCACCCCGACAGAUUCGAGCCCUUCUGUCAGGUUCUGUGUCGAGAGAGUCUGUCUGGACGCUGUUACUGGGAGGCUGAAUGGACCGGGUCAGAUGGGAUGACAGGAGUGACCUACAAAAGCAUUCUCAGAAAAACAGAUGAAAUUGUCGUUGUGGAAGCCACCAGUCAGCUCGGAAACAACAGUGUUUCGUGGGCACUGACCUGUGGAGCGAGACCGUACGCUUGUCAUGAUGAAAAAGACAUCAGCAUACAGACCCCAACCUCUCGCUCUUCCAGAAACGGAGUGUUUGUGGACACGGUGGCCGGCAGAUUGUCCUUCUACAGUGUUUCUGACUCACACACGCUCACACAUUUGUACACAUUCCUGACGUCUUUUCAAGAAGCUCCCUAUGCUGGAUUUGAGGUGGAUAGUGGCACUUUGAACUUGUGUCAGCUGGAGUAACUUCAAAGUCAUUUCAAACUCCAUCAAAAGAUUUCUUCUGCUCAUAGUUUAUAAACUCAAUCAUCACUUCAUUCUCAUUCACUUCAACACUUCAUAACCUCUGUAGUGUGCACUCACACAGACACUGAGCAGUGUUCAUUUACUCUGUAACGUAACUCAGUCCAAACCUCAGCAAUGAUGGUUGAUGGUUCAAAAUAUUAGUAGUAAAUAAAUUCUCUGAGUAAUUCUAUUUUUAUGUUUUCACUGAAAGUGUCACAUCCAUAACGCUGGAAUUGCCCAAAUCUGUUUUAGAUGACAAGAAAGUCAUCAAUUUUUUUAUAAGGCUGUAUUUCAUUUUCAAUGUCAGUUGCAUGAAAUUUUAGACAAUUUAGAAAAAGUCUGAUGAGCUCCUGACUAACUUUUCGUUAUGAUUUAUGUUCAUGAAAACCAAAUAAACUGUCAAGUGUUUCAAUAAAUUAAAAAAAUGUG
Messenger RNA from Triplophysa rosa, 4072 nucleotides. It is a transcript of the gene nlrp3, whose product is annotated as NLR family pyrin domain containing 3. The transcript is spliced from 11 exons. NCBI's taxonomy places the organism in Eukaryota, Metazoa, Chordata, Actinopteri, Cypriniformes, Nemacheilidae. The coding region runs from base 137 to 3604 and encodes 1155 amino acids. The record is from RefSeq and is a predicted model, not a curated record. Gene Ontology annotation, molecular function: protein binding.